AUGGGCUGGCCAUUUGACCUGGAAGGGAUCCCCGACUACGGAGAUAUUGUGCGUUUUGAAGGCUACUCGAUCGAGGAUCUUCUUCAGCAGGCUUCCACUCCAUUUGGUAGUAUCACUGAGAUGCGCCCACCUUAUCGCAAUGGCGUUCUGAUGAUCUCGAACAUCCCGUACACUGUGACUCGCCAGGAGGUGGCCUCGUUCCUUGGACGCAGUGCUAACCUUCUCCCAUCUUCUCAAGGAUGCCCGAUUCAUAUCAUAAUGGAACGGUCCACUGGAAAGACUAUGGAUUGCUAUGUUGAGUUCCCAACUAAGGAGGAUGCUGAAGAUACCGUCAACCGCAUCAAUCAUGCCUAUGAUGCUGGCAGCAUGCCACGUAUGGGCAGCCGCCAUGUUGACAUAGAGCUCAGCACCCCGGCCAAGCUGCUCAAGGCUGCCUUUCCCCGGGCGAAAUGCAUUUCAUGGGAGAAUGGAAUUCCUGUUCAGCUUGUCAACAAAGAUAGUUGGUCCACUGGUUUUGAUGGCUUCCUCACCGACGAGGAAUUGUUUUGCCUCGUUCGUCUUGCAGAACAACCGCAUCGUAGCGCAUUUGCUAGCAAGGUUCCUCAGCGUUGCUAUGAAUCGUUCAUUACCACUAUCUGGAAGUUUUAUUCCUACGUCAUGUCCAACGGUUCUGUUCUGCGCACCGAGAACGAUGGUCUACUCAACAAGCAUACUCACCCUGAGAUCGAGCGAAUUUUCGGACGAUUCUGGUUUGAGUGGGACGAUGGCGUUGCCCGGAACAAGAUUUUCAAGGACGCAAUCAUCUACGAAGCCAGUGUUCUUCGGAAAUUCAUAAUCACUGGAUUCCAGCAGCUCCACAGAAGAAAAUCCAGCAUCUCAACCAUCGGCACUGCUCCUGGCUCUUCGCCAACCCACAGUCUUGCGUCAGUCGACAGUCAACGCACAAUCUCAAUAUCCCAAAGUGUCUCGGUGAACCCCAACCCUGCUUCUCAGGAAAGCUCGACUGUUUCGGCUACCAGCAAUAUGCCUAGCAGCCUCCAUGAGCAUAGCAAUGACUGGAAUGUCCCUGGUAACCCCCAUGCUAGCUCUCAGCGACUUGAUGCUGACCAAUAUCUGCCGGAUACCCCCACCCAUCGGCCUCGUGCAUCGGUCCCUCCCUACCGUCCGCCACAUCAACGACCUGCCGAUCAAACCAAGUCCCGUAAUCAGGCUGUUAGCUGGCGCAUGCCUCAAGCCCAGGAGGUACUUGUGGCUGGCUCAACACAGAGCCAUACUGAGAUCCGACCCGUGUAUCGUGCUCCGCACUCGACUGCGCAGAACGUUCGAUCGUCCUCUGACCCUUUCGGACCGGUCCCUUCGAUUGCUCCCACUAGCCAUCGCUCUCGCUCCGACGCCACCCGUCUGUCGAACAUCGAUCAACGGGCCUUUGAUGAGCUCCGAGCUGCUGGCCGCGGUACCCGAUCCGCAAAGAAGUAA
Molecule: messenger RNA, 1476 nt
Organism: Penicillium digitatum Pd1
Lineage: Eukaryota; Fungi; Ascomycota; Eurotiomycetes; Eurotiales; Aspergillaceae
Source: RefSeq, a predicted model, not a curated record